AUGAUACUCCGCUUCCAAAGCCGCAACGGCCAGUUCCGCCUCACCGUCGACGCCAAGGAUGAUUUCACCACUGUGUCCUCGCAGAUUGUCGAGAAGCUGCCUCCCAACACCGACCUUUCUACCGUCACCAUCUCGCCGAAGCCGCAGGAUAAGACGUCCGCGCGGAAGCUCGAGACUUUGAAGGGUGUGACCUUCGAACGCGUCGGACUCACUCACGGCUCUCAGGUGUACAUCGAUUACGAGGAGCAGAAGACCGCGACGAACGGACAUGCCGACGUCCCAACGACUGCCGCCCGCCUCAGCGGGAAGCCCAUCGCCGCUGCCGAUAUGCCCAGCGUGCCCAUCGGCGGCGCCGCGAAGCUCAUCAAGCGGCCGUGGGAGGUGAUCAAGCAGUCGCCGCUCGACGACCGGUUAGAUAAGCUCGACGGCAAAAUCACAAGGCCGAAGGACCAGAAGAUGUGCAGGCACGGCCCCAAGGGCAUGUGCGACUACUGCAUGCCGCUCGAGCCUUACGAUGUCGGGUACCUGGCCGAGAAGAAGAUCAAGCACCUGUCGUUCCACUCGUACCUCCGCAAGGUCAACGCCGGCAAGAACAAGCCCGAGUCCGGCAGCUCCUACAUGCCCCCGCUCAGCGAACCCUUCUACCGGGUGCGCGCGGAUUGCCCUUCGGGCCAUGCCCCGUGGCCCGAAGGCAUCUGUAGCAAGUGCCAGCCCAGCGCCAUCUCGCUGCAGCCACAGCAGUUCCGGAUGAUAGACCACGUCGAAUUUGCGUCUUCCGAUCUCAUCAAUACACUGUUGGACUUUUGGCGGAAUUCCGGAUGCCAGAGAUUAGGCUUCCUGUAUGGGACGUACCAAGAAUACACCGAGGUGCCUCUGGGUACCAAGGCCGUCGUGGAAGCGAUAUACGAGCCGCCUCAGGUGGGGGAAAUGGAUGGCAUCUCACUCAAUGACUGGGAGAACGAGAAGGAGGUUGACGAAGUCGCGAGGUUGUGUGGCUUGGAAAGAAUCGGUGUCAUCUUCACGGAUUUGCUGGACGCAGGCGCAGGUGAUGGAUCCGUCAUUUGCAAACGACAUGCGGAUUCCUACUUCCUCUCCUCGCUUGAGACGUGCUUCGCCGCGAGGUAUCAGGCGAAAUUUCCCCGGCCGUCCAAGUGGAGCGAGACUGGUCGCUUCGGCUCCAACUUCGUUACUUGCAUCGUGAGCGGGGAUGACGCGGGUCAGAUUGCCAUCUCGGCCUAUCAAGCAUCGAACGCGGCCGUGGAGAUGGUCAAAGCAGAUAUCGUCGAGCCAUCGGCGGACCCGACUGUUAUGUUGGUGCAGAACGAGGAGGAGGAGAACAAGCUUGGCCGCUCUCGCUACAUCCCCGAAGUCUUCUACCGGCGGGUAAACGAAUACGGGGCCAACGUGCAGGAGAACGCAAAGCCAGCCUUCCCGGUGGAGUAUCUCUUUGUCACACUUACUCACGGUUUCCCAACCAACCCCAACCCUAAGUUUGCAUCAACAGGAUUCCCUGUCGAGAACAGAGAGGUCUUGGGCGUCAGCCAGGAAGUCACGGCGCUUUCCAAGCAGUUGAAUGCCAAGGCAGGCGGUCCCCAACUCUCCGACCCCACGAGCAUCGGCAAGUUCGCCGACUUCCACCUCCUCAACUUCGUCCAUGGGUUGGGCAUUCUGAGCAAGGACGAGGAAGCAUUGCUGUGUCGGGUUGCCGCAGAGCACGAUGUAUCAGAGGGAUCGCAGCUUCAGCACACGCCAGGAUGGGCGACACUGAUGACGAUCCUCCAAGAGACUGGUGAGCAACCAUCCAAGCGCACGCAUUCUCAAUCCUUUGCCCCUUCUCCAUCGACUCCGUCUGGGCCGCCCACCAGCCGCAAGCGCAAGAUGGGUGCUGCGAACGGCACCGGUAGCGGUGGCAACGGCGGUGGUCAGUCUCAAUCCUCUUCAACGAGCAACCCGGCAUCCGACAGCGAACGACUUGCUAAGCGCAUCAAGGGCGUUAGCUUAACCAACAGCAAGUGA
Messenger RNA from Diplodia corticola, 2016 nucleotides. RefSeq lists its product as uncharacterized. Gene Ontology annotation, molecular function: ubiquitin protein ligase binding; ubiquitin binding. NCBI's taxonomy places the organism in Eukaryota, Fungi, Ascomycota, Dothideomycetes, Botryosphaeriales, Botryosphaeriaceae. The coding region runs from base 1 to 2016 and encodes 671 amino acids. Gene Ontology annotation, biological process: ubiquitin-dependent protein catabolic process. Gene Ontology annotation, cellular component: nucleus. The transcript is spliced from 3 exons. The record is from RefSeq and is a predicted model, not a curated record.